ACUCUAAGAGACGGAAGUGCACAGUGUGUCAAAAUGCAUUUUCCUUGUGGGAUAGUUUUGCUCCUGUUUUUAAAUCUGGAACUAGUGAAUGCAGCGGCUGCCCGUGCGUGUCAUGGUCAUCACUGCACGGUUCCAGGUCACGAGGAGGCCGAGGGCGGCAUAUUGAACUUACACAUGCACUACAACGACGACCUGUGUCUCGAGAUCCUCCUCAUCGACUGCGGCCAUCACGUGACACCAAACGACGAGAUCAUCUGCGGCUCGGACGGACACGAGUACCCAGACCAUUGCCACUUCGCCCACAAGCGGUGCGAGUUUCUUCAUUCGAGCCACAAGCUCAAGGUGGCGAACCAUGGACCCUGUGCAACAAUCGCCCCACCCACCACGGCCGUCAUCACAACCGAAAACUGGGUUCCCACUGACGUUACGACCACGGCUACGACCGUUGGAGGCGUGACGACUUCGACUGACUCCUCGACCACUGGUGCAGAUGGCGGUACCACAACACAGACUACUACAACGACCAUUGGCACCACCACCGACCCCUUCUACAGCAUCAUGCAGAAUGUUUUCUGCAUGAACGUCUACACAGUACAAUGUCACACCGAGGACUUCCACAUUAUCUGUGGCUCAGACGGAAACCUGUACCCUAAUAAUUGUGAGCUUUCCAAGGCGAAAUGCCAUGACCACACCCUAACAAUUGUGGACCCGUCUAACUGUACCAUAUAGAAGAAACAUUAAAACUGUUCAAACCUUG
Molecule: messenger RNA, 757 nt
Organism: Mya arenaria
Lineage: Eukaryota; Metazoa; Mollusca; Bivalvia; Myida; Myidae
Exons: 5
Coding region: 34-729 (231 amino acids)
Biological process (GO): cell differentiation; multicellular organism development
Molecular function (GO): protein binding
Source: RefSeq, a predicted model, not a curated record